GUUCAUGUGUGGAUGUCAGGGAACAACUGGUAGGAGUCAGUUCUUUUCUUCCAUUAUGUUGAUCUCAGGAGGGAACUCAGUUCAUCAAGUAUGGUGGCACCAUUACCUGCUGAGCCAUUUUGCUGACCUUUGUUGUUAUUUUAUAUGACAGAAAUCCUGGCCAAGGCUAAUCCACAUAGCAGAAUUUAAAGUGCAUAUUGCUAUGCUUCGCACAGGCAAUGUGUGCAUUUACAGGUAUAUGUAAGUUAUUCUGCUUAUAUAACUGAAAGGUGACAUCCAUCCAAAUAAGGCCCUCAUUUCCUCCUCUCCACUUAUGCCACCUUUCUAUUCAUAACUUUAUGAGAUUGACUGAUGUAACUAUCUCAUGCACAUGGGUGGGAUUGUGCAACAUUUUAAUUACACAGGCAUCCUGAGAUCCAAGUGGAUCAUGGCUCCACCGUAUUGUUUAACCCCCAAGCAGCUGCAUUAAAGGGGCCAUGAUUUGGGUGUGCAAGGUCUGAAAAAGAAAGUAAAACACAGGUUUUCUUAUUUUUUUAAUGCUCAGAUUUAUUUAUUUUAUGUGUGAGUGUUUUACCUGCUUGUACGUAUGUGCCCCAUAUGUGUUCCACAGAGGUCAGAGGAAGGGUUCCUAUCCCUGGAAUUGGUGUUCCAGAUGUAAGCCACAAUGUGGGUGAUGGAAGCCAAACCUGGGUGUACUACUAGAGCCUGUGCACUUCCUACUGAGCCAUCAGUGCAGCUGCAGCCAAGUAUUCUUAACAACUAUUUUGGAGAAGGAAGCAGUCACAGCACAUGAAACAGCAAAAUGAUACUCAAAAUUCACAGUUUCUUCUCCUGGGCCUUUCAGAAGACCCAGAACUGCGGCCCCUUUUAUUUAGGCUCCUCUUCUCCAUGUACCUUGUGACCAUUUUGGGGAAUCUUCUCAUCAUCCUGGCCACGAUCUCAGACGUCUGCCUGCAUACAGCCAUGUACUUCUUCCUCUCCAACCUGUCCUUUGUGGACAUUUGCCUAACUUCCACUACCAUCCCAAAGAUGCUGGUGAAUGUUUAUGCACACCACGAGGCCAUAACAUAUGAAGGAUGCAUCAUGCAAAUUUACUUCUUUUCAUUAUUUGUAGGGCUAGAUAACUUCCUCCUGGCUGUAAUGGCUUAUGACCGCUUUGUGGCCAUCUGUCACCCCCUGCGCUACACAAGCAUUAUGACACCUCAGCUCUGUGUGUCGCUAGUUCUGGUGUCUUGGAUCACAAGCUCCCUGAAUUCUUCAUUACAAAGCUCCCUGGUGCUGCAGCUCUCAUUCUGUGCUGAUGUGCAAAUUCCACAUUUUUUCUGUGAACUUAGUAUGCUGGUUCACCUUGCCUGUUCUGACACCUUUUUAAAUGAUAUGGUAAUGAAUGCUUUAGCUGCACUCCUGGGUGGUGGUUGUCUCGCUGGCAUCCUUUACUCUUAUGGCAAGAUAGUGUCCUCCAUAUGUGCAAUCUCCUCAGCACAGGGGAAGUUCAAAGCAUUUUCCACCUGUGCAUCUCACCUUUCUGUUGUCUCCUUAUUCUAUUGUACCCUUCUAGGAGUGUACCUCAGUUCUGCUGUGACCCAAAACUCACACUCCACUGCAAUAGCCUCAUUGAUGUAUACUGUAGUCACCCCCAUGCUGAACCCCUUCAUCUAUAGUCUGAGGAACAAUGACAUCAAGAGAGCUCUGAAGAACUUUGUGAGAAAAAAACUAGAAAAGUGAUUACUGUCUUGGGUCUUAUGUUUUGAAACAAGAAAUUCCAGUUUAAGAGCUGAACAUUCUGAAAUCUCUUAUUCUCUUUCUCUUGAACAUGUAUACCAACCACACUCCCAAAGCUAAGGGAUCAUUUUGGAAGAAAGGAUAAAAGUAUAAGAGCCUGAGGCAGUGGAUGACUACAAGGGAACAUUGUCUUCUGGACCCAACAAGACAUCUGCAUAUAUGAACUCACAGAAGUUGCAAAAUUACACAUAAAAUCUGUACAAAUCCAAGUCAGAUUAAACCUAAGCAAAGAGAGGGGAGGUGGCACACAAUUCCACCACAAGUGGUGUAGUUAUUUUUAGUUGCUUGGAGAAGGAGAGACAGUUUUUGCUAAAAGUGUAUACUCCUGUAAGUUGAUCACUCUCCAGUGGAAGGCCACACAUGCAAAAGUAUUUAGGCAGCACAAAUUAGUCUCAAAGGGUUUAAAAAUAAAAGGACACAAAUUUGUAUAGAUAUGGAAUGGGGAAUUUGAUCUGUAAAGAACUGAAGAAGGGGCCUCAUAUGACCAAAACAUGUAAAACUCCCAGAGAAUUAAUAGAAGAGAAGUUUCAUUUUGGGGUAAGAUGACAGAAGUAGGGAUUGUUGUUUGUAUGUGUUUACUGUAGUUUUCAUUUAUUUGAUUUCAAUUUUUCUGUGAAGUAGGUAAUUCAUCUGUAAGCAUGCUGCUUCUCCCAGCACCUAAUUUUCUCUUCUACAACUUUCACACUUUCUCAAUGUUGUUUUCAGUCUGAAAAAAUGUUAAUGCUUUUAUUACUUUAUAAAUAAUACAAGUCAAAGUUUCCACUUCCUCCCCUCCUCCCCCACUUUCCUCUCCCUCCCCCCACACCUUCCAGUCCUAAGAGAGGGCAAAGUACCCUGCCCUGUGGGAAGUCCAAGGCCCUUUCCCCUACAUCACAUCCAGGCUUAGGAAGGUAAGGCCUUUCCCUCUACAUCCAAGCUUAGGAAGGCAUACAUCCAAAUAGAACAGGAUCCCAAAAAGCCAGUACAUGCAGUAGAGACAAAUCUCAGUGUAAUUAUCAUUGGCCCCUCGGUCUGCCCCAAUUGUCAGCCACAUUCAGAGGGUCCAGUUUGAUCCCAUACUCAUUCAGUCCCAGUCCAGCUGACUUUGGUGAGCUCCCAUUAGCUCAGGCACACUGUCUCAGGGGGUGGACCAAUCCUUCAUGAUCCUAACUUCCUUGCUCAUAUUCUCCCUCUUUCUGCUCUUCAACUGGACCUUGGGAACUCAGUCCAGUGCUCUAAUGUGGGUCACUGUCCCUAAUUAACAUGAAAGAUAUAUUAUGGUAUUUUCAAAACAAAGUAUGCUUUAGUAGAUUUUCCUUCCCCAUCUCUGCCACACACUGUCACCUCUAAUAGACUGUGUAACAUCCCUCAAUCUUUUUCUCUUUCAUGUUGCACAUGUCCUUUAACAUAUCCCCAUCUUUCCUCACAAUCUGACUUUACCAUCUCUGGAUCUCCUUUCAUUGAUGAAUAAUUUGCAUUAAUGCCAUGGAAAAGAAAGUUAUUUUUCUUGUGAUAUUACUAAAACAUAGUCUGUGCUGUGCUUCUCCUCUGUGCUCCUUCCACUGAGGGUGCACUCACAUCUGACAAUGAAGGUCAUUUGCAUAGAUGAUGACAGCUAUGAUUGUGCAAGCCCUUCUUGCCUUCUUACAUCUUUUCCUGACUCUGCAUCUUGCAGACUUCUGUGCUUUGUAUCUCAGUAAGGAAUUUUCUUAGCUUCAUGGAGAUUUUGCUCUCUUUUUCAUUAUAGCUAUUAGGAGAAGCUUAUGAUCAAAUGUAUGUCAUGAGAAAAACAAAUUUUUAAUAAGUUAAUUGCUUUGGCCUCAGAAUGGCAGUGGACCUGAUACGUGAUGAUUUAAACACAUGCAUCAUAAAUUCAAUCUCGGUAAAAACAUUUCUUUGUUAUACAAUAAAUAUAGUCAUUGAAAUAUAAAAGAUCUGCCAUAUUAAAUAACUAUUCUUUGAAUACUAAUUGAUACAUUCAAAAAGGAUUUAUCUGUGUCUAUGCGAGUCUGUGUUUGGGCUUGUGUACAUGACUGCAUGAGCCAAAGACCCGAAGAUGGUUUCAGAUUUCCUGGAGCUGGAGUUAUGAGAAGUUGUGAGCUUCCUGAAUUCAGUAGUAGACACAAAACUCAGGUCCUCUGAAAGAGCAACAAGUAUCCUAAACCACUGAGUCAUCUCUCAGCCCCUGAAUGACAUGUUUAUAUUAUGCUAGUAGUAGUAGUAGUAGUAGUAGUAGUAGUAGUAGUAGUAGUAGUAGUAGUAGUAAAGUUAAUAUUUUGGUAUUGCUCUGGAACUCCCAUUUUCCCCAGAUACCCAAGUGAUCUUAAGUUCUAAGUAAAAUGUAAAAUUUCUCACCAUUCUGAAUUUUGCAAUUUUCAGUAGAAUGAAAAAUAUCAGUGUUAUUUAUUAUGUGUCUUCUUUAGGCUUCUAUCUUCAUGGCAAAAAUAUAAUCUGUAAGAGAGCCUAAUUUCCUGUCCAGUCAUAUAAUUUUGGUUCACUAGCUUU
Molecule: messenger RNA, 4266 nt
Organism: Alexandromys fortis (reed vole)
Lineage: Eukaryota; Metazoa; Chordata; Mammalia; Rodentia; Cricetidae
Product: olfactory receptor 1073
Exons: 2
Coding region: 790-1725 (311 amino acids)
Biological process (GO): G protein-coupled receptor signaling pathway
Cellular component (GO): plasma membrane
Molecular function (GO): G protein-coupled receptor activity; olfactory receptor activity
Source: RefSeq, a predicted model, not a curated record